AUGUCCAGUGAAGAUUACGGUGCUACAGGACAGGGCGGUUCGCACCCCCUGAGCCAGUCACAGUCUUCAGCUCAAGAUGAUACUGUGCUGGCCAAUGAUACCGUGGAGAGUGAGGUGCCGCCUCGAAAGAAGGACUUCCGCCACCGAAGAGUGGGCGCUGAUGUUGAGAACCAGCCUCUGCUGACCCCGGACGAUCCUGGUGUCAGUCCGCUGAACGUGAAGAACGUGAAGAUCGCCAAGUUUGUGCUUAACGGGUUCACCAUCUUGAGCACGCUGUGGCUUAUCCUGUUGCUUCUCUCUGAUUUUGUUAGCAUUCCUGGGUUCAACAACAGAGGCCGGUCCUUCCUCGAGAUCAACUUCAUCUUGAUCAGCUUCUUCUCAACGUGCUCCACUCUUCUGUUCUUUACCGUCCCGUCUGAGCUGGAGAGGGUACUGGGUUACGUCACUUCAGCGUUCCUUGCCUUGAUCCUCGUUGUUCUUUUAGUCGUUGAAAGAGGUGAAAUGGGGCUCAUUGGAUUCUUUACUGGGCUCUGGGCCCUUAUCACCGUGGGCUCUACGAGUCUGUAUUCAUCCCCGUCACCGGUUUCGCUAUCCAUAAUAUCUGAUUUGCUGGCACAGGCUCUUGCAAAGUUGAAGAUCCAUGGCCCAUUUGUUCUUGUUGGCCAUGACAUUGGUGGGUUGUACUCACAGGUGUUUGCGUCUAGAAACAUUGCCCAAAUCGAUUCGAUCUUAUUCGUCGAUGCAUGGCAUGAGGAUCUGUUGCUUCGUAAUCCAAGUUCCCACGCAAAGAAAGACGAGCCACUGCCUAAGGAGAUCAGUCCUAUGGGUCCUUAUUCAGGUUUCAAACUCUGGGUGAAGGGCAUCUUCAGCCCACUGGGAUUCUCAUUACAAGGCUCAUGGAUUAUCAAGCAUCGUGGAUCAAAAGAUCGUAUUUACGGGAGAAACAUGAGACACCAGGGGAAGUACCUACGUGCUAGGUUACAAGAGCAAAUUGGAGCAUCUAUUCUUUCAUACAAUGAGGCUGUUUCUGCUAAACAGGCCUUGGUUGAUAUUCCUAUAAGCGUUGUCAGCUCGGAUAACAUGAUCAAGAGAAGUCUAAACUGGGGGAACUGGCAAAGACUGUUGACAAAGAUAAGUUCCACAACGUAUGAGUGGAAGAUUGCCGAUGGUGGUCAUGAGAUGUGGAAGACACCAAAGGGGAAGGAGCAACUUCAAGAUGUUCUUCUAAGACUUCUCGAGAGAUAG
This is a messenger RNA of Williopsis jadinii, 1245 nucleotides long. RefSeq lists its product as uncharacterized. The record is from RefSeq and is a predicted model, not a curated record. The coding region runs from base 1 to 1245 and encodes 414 amino acids. The transcript has 2 exons. Lineage: Eukaryota; Fungi; Ascomycota; Saccharomycetes; Phaffomycetales; Wickerhamomycetaceae.